Messenger RNA from Arctia plantaginis, 744 nucleotides. Lineage: Eukaryota; Metazoa; Arthropoda; Insecta; Lepidoptera; Erebidae. The record is from the annotation of a GenBank genome assembly.
AUGCAUACAUCCACAGAAACCCAAGCUACUGUGAUGACACCCAUCUCGAAACAGCGUAAUUUGACGUCAAAAAGGCGUAAAGUUAAAUCUCCGCGCGUAUUUACUACCCGAACGGUGCCUGACAGCCAAGAGAAAACAGCUGAUCGCUCGCCGACUGGCGAUGUGAUGACUGGUAACGCUCCAGUACCUUCAUCUGUCGCCAGCUGUACGUUUAACAGCGACCCUCCGCCACCGUCACCGCCCCUGCCGGCGGCUUCCCCGUAUGUUAGUAACGACAGUAAAAAGACGUUCUCUGCGAUUGUGCAGAAUGGACGGCCGAAGAAACAGUCCAGUACUGUCCAAGAGGAGUGGACUUUGGUUCAAAAAAAAAGGAGACUGAGAAAUCGUUUUGUAGGAAGUACAGGAAAAGCAAUUCUCGACUUAAAUAGUAAUUUUAAGGCAGCGGAUAUUAAAGUGCCAAUAUAUGUAUACAAUGUGUCUAAAGAGACAACUGAAAGUGACAUCAAAGCUUAUUUACUGCAAAAGACUAACUUAGACAUAAAGAUUGAUAAAAUAAACAUGAAAUUAAGUAAGGACUAUAACGGGUACAUAGCUUUUGUACCAAAGCAAAAGCUAGAAUUAUUUUUGAAAGACGAUUUCUGGCCCGAAGGUAUUUUAUACCGCCGUUACUUUGAUUUUAAACGAAAGCAGGGUACGCCUGCUUAUCGGGAGAUAAAUGGAGCUAAUUUAUCAAUUGAUGGAUAG